GCUAUUUUUUUUUUUACACCACCUGACACUUCAUGGUCGAUAUUUUAUUAACUAGUAUAUUUUCUUCGUAUAUUAUAAAUUAUUACUAAACUUAUAAAAUGGGUAUGAAAUUCUGUGGCCCUAAGCUUUCCUUGUGCGGGCUCGUUUUGAGCGUCUGGGGCAUUAUUCAGUUGACUUUGAUGGGCGUCUUCUAUUAUAUCCAGGCAGUAGCACUGCUUGAGGAUAUUCCAAUAGACGAGGAAGACACCCAUACGAUUUCCGGUUUUAUUUCAGCAGCUGAAAAUGGAUACACUCAGAAUGCUUAUAAUUGCUGGAUUGCUGCAUUGUUAUAUGUCAUCACAUUAGUAGUUUCUGGACAUCAGUUUUGGAUGAACAACCGUUCCUCAGUUAGCAUGUAAUGGAUCAAAGGAGGUGUUAAUGGCAAUACUCAGUGUUAUGUUAUGGUUCUUAUAAAUUAUUCUCUGGUAUAUUACAAUCAAGAACAUAAUUAUAAUGUUGAGUAGUUGACCAGUAUUGUAUAGGCACAAUUUGUUAUCUUACCUUAUUGGUAAUUUCAUUCCAUUGUAAUGUAUGGUAUGCUCGAUUCCACAACCACAUUGGAAGUUUAAGUUUGGGUCAACCUAAUGUCACAAUUUGACCAAUGUUGUGAAAUCAAAAUCUGUUUUCUUUUGAAUGUAGUACCUAAAUAAAAUAUGUUUAACUUAUAUUCAUGUAUUAUAUUUUUUAUUAUUUUAAAGCAUAUAUAUAUAAUUGGCCUAGACUUAAGUUAUUAAUUUGAUGUACAGGCUAUAUGAUCAAUGAUUAAAAAUACUGUAUUCAUGUCCAUGAUAAUUCAUUGAUAAUAUACUAUUUUCUUAGGAUUUCUCAGUUCAUAGUACUAAAAUAUAUUGUAUAGUAUAUAUCUAAUGUUUAUUCCUCUAUGAGACUUCCUUGCAAAUUUUUAUCUUGCAUUUAAAUCAAGUAAUUUAUUAUUACAAAUCCCUCUGUACUUGAAUUGUUCGAAACCUAUAACAUCACGGUUGCUGGUAGGUCAUAACAGGGGGUUCCUGUAAUAUGCUCUGAGGUAUCAGAGUAUUUAUUAUAGAUACAAAAAACUACAUUACUACUGUUGUAACAUUUAUACUUCCAUCAAUUGUACCCAUUAUUAAUGAAAAGUUUUGCAUUCAAUAAUAGUCAAGACAGUUAUUUUCAGAAGUAUUAAAAGUUCUAUAAAUUGUACAUACUAAAUAUCAUAGUAGCUAUACUGUAAAAUGCUUAGAAUUUAUUGAAGUAAAGAGUA
This is a messenger RNA of Achroia grisella, 1279 nucleotides long. RefSeq names its product ribonuclease kappa-B-like. Gene Ontology annotation, molecular function: RNA endonuclease activity. The record is from RefSeq and is a predicted model, not a curated record. The transcript is spliced from 3 exons. Bases 99 to 398 code for a protein of 99 amino acids. NCBI's taxonomy places the organism in Eukaryota, Metazoa, Arthropoda, Insecta, Lepidoptera, Pyralidae.